This is a messenger RNA of Pseudovirgaria hyperparasitica, 504 nucleotides long. RefSeq lists its product as uncharacterized. The transcript has 2 exons. The coding region runs from base 1 to 504 and encodes 167 amino acids. NCBI's taxonomy places the organism in Eukaryota, Fungi, Ascomycota, Dothideomycetes, Acrospermales, Acrospermaceae. The record is from RefSeq and is a predicted model, not a curated record.
AUGGCUUCUACUGCGGCCGUCGACCAUGUCUUACAUCCAACCACUCCAACAAACAUCCUUCUGCCACGCGUAGUGAUCAAAUUCUGCACGCAAUGUCGCUGGAUGUUGCGCGCAGCAUACUUCGGACAAGAGCUUCUUUCGACCUUCGGAACGACGAUUGGUGAAGUCGUGUUGCAACCUACAAUGGGGGGUCUAUUCCGUAUCGAACUCACAUAUGAUCUCAAUCAUCCGGCCGCCAUCACAUCAUCCAAUGAUACAAGAUCGAUCGAUACGAAAUAUAUCGAUAUCAAGCAUGUCUUGCUUUGGGAUCGUAAGACAGAAGGUGGAUUCCCCGAAACCAAAGUAUUGAAGCAGAGGGUGAGAGAUCAUAUCGAGCCAAGUCGGCACUUAGGACACUCCGAAAAGGGUGAAAAGACAAGCCAUGCAGAUAUGGUGAAACACGAGGCUUCUUCGGACCCAUCGCAUGAAGCCGAGAAGCAGAAAGCCUGCGAAGACUGCAAAUAA